UGACAGUAACUUCAAUUUUGUCAUUCAAUUUUCCAAUAGGAUAUUUCUUCUCAGUGAGAAUCUUGCUCGGAGAUUAAGGCUAUAAAUUCAAGAAUGUUGACUUGUAUAGCAUGUUCAAAGCAACUCAACACUGGAUCUCUUCAUGAACCACCAGAGGAAGAUGAUACAGCUGCAACACCAAGCACAAAACAAGCCAUUAAAGCCCUUACUGCUCAGAUCAAGGAUAUGGCCACUAAAGCAUCAGGAGCAUACAAGAACUGCAAACCAUGUUCAGGUGGUUCAAAUCACAACAACCAGAAACCUAACUAUGCUGAUUCUGAAACUGGGUCUGUAUCCGAAAGAUUUCAUUACUCAUAUAAAAGGACUGGGAGUUCAAAUUCAACACCAAGGAAAAUGAAAGGGAGAUUGAAAGUGUUGUCUAGUGGCGAAAGUACGCCGGUAUCGGUUAGUGGCCGGAGUGAAUCGGUUGUUGGUAUGGAAGAUGAUGAUGAGAUUAAAGAAUGGGUUGCUCAAGUGGAACCUGGUGUUUUAAUUACGUUUGUUUCUUUACCUGAAGGUGGAAAUGAUCUGAAACGGAUUAGAUUCAGCCGUGAGCUGUUUAACAAGUGGCAAGCUCAACGUUGGUGGGCUGAGAAUUAUGACAAGGUCAUGGAACUAUACAACGUCCGUAGGUUCAAUCGACAAGCAGUACCAUUGCCAAUCCCUCCAAGGUCUGAAGAUGAGAACUCAAAACUUGAAUACGCUGAGAGUAGUCCUGUAACGCCUCCACUAGCCAAAGAACGUCUCCCUAGUCACUUUCAUCGUUCAACAGGGGCAGGCCAGUUGUCGUCAGGCUCUCUUGAAAGAGAUCCAUCUUAUUACGAUGCAGGUGGUCUCACUUCAACCCCUAAGCUCUCCAGCAUCAGUGCGACAAAAAGUGAGAGACCAUCAAUGGAUGCUUCUGCACGGACUAGUUCUUCAAGGGAGGCUGAUCGCUCAGGAGAACUGUCGGUUAGCAAUGCCAGCGAUGUUGAAACUGAAUGGGUUGAAGAAGACGAGCCUGGAGUCUAUAUCACGAUUCGAGCAUUGCCUGGUGGUACUCGAGAGCUUAGAAGAGUCCGGUUCAGUCGUGAGAAAUUUGGAGAAAUGCAUGCCAGGUUGUGGUGGGAAGAGAACAGAGCCAGGAUCCAAGAACAGUACUUAUGAUUUAGGACAUAGCCAGGAUCCAAGAACAGUACUUAUGAUUUAGGACAUAGUUUGGGGUUCUUUAAUUUAAAUUCAUCCAUAAUUGGUAUCUCAGUGCUCCUUUAUUUGGCAUCAAUCCAAGUUCUACCCUUUGUUCUCUGUCUCUUAAACUAGUUCGUAGGAUUUUUCUGGCGAUUAAAAAGUUUCGAAACGAGGAGGUUUAUUUGAGGGGUGUAAUGAUGUGUAGUGAUUGUUAAUGAAGAAAUAUAGACAACUAUUGCGAAUCAGAUGAAACGUAGCUCGUGUUAAUAUAUCUAGCUACUUUGCCAUGAUUUAUCAGACUGCAUUUUCUUGUUUGUUUUGAUUGAGAUGGAUUACAAGGAUAAUAGUACCCACAGGCCACAACCAACACGUUUGGGACUGGUUAUUUUUCCUA
Molecule: messenger RNA, 1600 nt
Organism: Lycium ferocissimum
Lineage: Eukaryota; Viridiplantae; Streptophyta; Magnoliopsida; Solanales; Solanaceae
Product: protein Brevis radix-like 2
Exons: 5
Coding region: 94-1185 (363 amino acids)
Source: RefSeq, a predicted model, not a curated record